Molecule: messenger RNA, 1902 nt
Organism: Sitodiplosis mosellana (orange wheat blossom midge)
Lineage: Eukaryota; Metazoa; Arthropoda; Insecta; Diptera; Cecidomyiidae
Product: dynein axonemal intermediate chain 2-like
Exons: 3
Coding region: 1-1902 (633 amino acids)
Biological process (GO): outer dynein arm assembly; cilium movement
Cellular component (GO): outer dynein arm
Molecular function (GO): dynein heavy chain binding; dynein light chain binding
Source: RefSeq, a predicted model, not a curated record
AUGGAAAACUCCGAAAAUCCUUCAGAAAAUAAUACAAAUGAUCCAGUACCAUCUGAUACUGGUGAAACAACAACGACUCAAGAUGUCGAACAAACACAAGUUACACAUGAACAAGCGCCGCUUGAAGCCAACUCUGAACAAGCGCCGAUUGAAUCCAAUUCUGAACCAGUUGCCGAAGAAGCUCCAGUGGUCAUGAUUCAACCGCACUACACGUAUACGUACACAAAACGGCGAAGUGAAUUCGGGCGACAGUGUAUUUUCUCUGAUUCGGCGUUCACAUUGUGCGAAUUGGAUCCGGACGAAGAAUUGAAAAAGCAAUAUAAACGCGCAAACAGUGUCACUGUUGGCAUUCAGAAUAUUCCGCAAAUGGCCGAAGAUGAAGUGGCUACCGACAAUGCACAAAUGGAGAAUUUCGGUGUGCUUCAUCACGAAGGCGGAUGGCCAAACGAAAUCAACAUAGCCGAUGAGGAUGAAAAGACCACAUAUCGAAAGUCGGCCAAAGAAACCGAAGAAUAUCGAGGUCAAUUGAAGCAAAUGUGUUUGAAAAUAGAGCAUGCAAUUGCCCAAAAUAAUGCGGUUAACAUUUUCGAAGAAUAUUUCACCGCUGAAAAUCCAACGAUUGGCCGUUCGUAUAGGCCGCUAAUUGAGUCGAUCGCCUAUUUCGAAUGUCCAGUAAAACAUGAAAAAUAUAAUAUAAUCGCCAGUCAUUCAUCGAUUGCAACAAGUUCGCACGAUAAAAUGGUCGUAUCAUAUACGGCCGUGUCAAGGGGUCAAAUGAACACAACGAAAAGCGGUACUUCAUCGUACAUUUGGGAUUUGAAUCGAAAUCUCGCACCGAUUUUAGAGCUAAAAUGCCAGGCGUCGUUGGCAACCGUUGAGUACAAUGAAAAAGAUGAAGCGGUCAUUGCGACGGGUCAAAGUGAUGGCAUCAUUGCGUUGUAUGACUCACGUGCGGGUGGCACACCACAAAUGCAAUCGAUAAAUGAGUCAUCACAUCGCGAGAGCGUCAACGCAUUGCGUUGGACAAUGUCAAAGGGCAAUGUGGAGUUCUUCACGUGCGCCAAUGACGCGAUGGUUAUGUGGUGGGACGUCCGCAAAAUGGAUAAACCUCAUGAAUUCUUUCAACUCGAUUACAAUACGGCCGGCUGUACAACACUUGAUUAUACCUUUUCGAUGCCCACGCGCUUUCUGGUUGGUAUGAGCAAUGGGCUGAUUAUCAAUGGAAAUAAACGCGGCCUCACGUACACAGACCGAUUUAGUUAUGCUUCUAAAUCAUUCUCUGGACCAGUGUUGAGCAUUGAAAGAAAUCCAUUCGCGGAUAAAUAUUCACUCAGCGUCGGCGAUCAAUCGAUUCGAAUUUGGUCGGAUGAAAACCGUGAAACACCAAUUCAUCAAAGUAUUGAGUAUGCCCAUGAUCUAUCUUGCGGAGCUUGGAAUCGCAAUCGAUGCAGUAACUUCUUUAUCGGCCAUUCAAACGGUACGGUUGAUAUGUGGGACUUUAUGUACGAUCAUUAUGAGCCGAUUGCAUCCAUUUCAAUCGUACGCUCAAAAGUUGAACACAUUCGUUCACAUGCAAAUGGUAAACUCGUUAUUAGUUGCCAUAGCAACGGCGAUGUACAUUUGAUGCAAAUUUCCGACUUUUUGGCGUCGCAUAAAAUCGCUGAAAAGGCCAAACUCAUCGAAAUGUUCGAUCGUGAACUCAGGCGUGAAGUGCUGUUUUUGACCAAAAUCCGAGAAGCCAAAAUGAUAAUUACGCAACAGAAGGACGAACCGGGCUUUGCCGAAGACGAUGACACAAAGAAACCCAAUGUAGAAACAGCCAUCAACAAUUCUAUCAAGCGGAAAACGGACGAUUAUAAGAUUACUGUGGUUAUGGCGAAUGAAUAUGAUGAAAAGAAUUAG